ACUAGCCUGCAGAUUUACUCAAAACAAACCUCAACAGCCACACCAGAGCUUUGCAACAACAAAAGUUGUUUUUAUAAGUUAGUUAGCUAACGUUACAUCGCCGGAGGGUAAUUCUUAAACGGGCACGGACCUCUCACCAGAUAUGCCAGAGUAUCUGAAGAGAGAAAACCACAGGUCUGGACUUCCCACCAGACAUUUUUUGCCCAAACCUCUUCUUGAUGCGUACACUAAACGUGUAAAAAAAGAUUCGUCCAGGUAGUUGUACCAUCCAGGUAGUUGUACCAUCCAGGUAGUUGUACCAUCCAGGUAGUUCUACCAGACUGGGAUCCUCUGCUGUGACUAUGAACACUACCAUGGACCACUUUCCUGAAUUGACACGUCACACACCGACGAAAACAGGAGCCCCCCUGUCUUUGCCGGGGCCAUCCGAUGAGGCCCUCCCCCUGUCUUUGCCGGGGCCAUCCGAUGAGGCCCUCCCCCUCUCUUCGCCGGGGCCAUCCGAUGAGGCCCUCCCCCUGUCUUUGCCGGGGCCAUCCGAUGAGGCCCUCCCCCUCUCUUCGCCGGGGUCAUCCGAUGAGGCCCUCCCCCUGUCUUUGCCGGGGCCAUCCGAUGAGGCCCUCCCCCUCUCUUCGCCGGGGCCAUCCGAUGAGGCCCUCCCCCUCUCUUCGCCGGGGCCAUCCGAUGAGGCCCUCCCCCUCUCUUCGCCGGGGCCAUCCGAUGAGGCCCUCCCCCUCUCUUCGCCGGGGCCAUCCGAUGAGGCCCUCCCCCUCUCUUCGCCGGGGCCAUCCGAUGAUGCCCUCCGUCGCUCUUGUGGCAAGAAAUGUACCAGUCGGUCUAAAAAGCACGAGAAAAGCCCCUCAAGAGAUGGAUCUCACCCCUGUGACCAGUGUGAGAAGAGUUUUGUUACACUAAAACGUCUGGAAAAACACCAGACGAGUCACUCCAACCCUCAUGUGUGCUCUGAUUGUGGAAAGCGAUUCCGUCGGGCUGAUCACCUAAAGAGACAUAAGAGAGGCCACACUGAGAACAAACUGUACAUUUGCCCUCAUUGCGGGGAAAGCUUUGGUUACUCGGGAAAGUUAACCCAACAUGUGAGACUUCACACUGGGGAGAAACGUCACCAGUGCUCCGAUUCUGGCAAAAUGUUUGCUGCUAAUAAAACAAUGAAAAGACACCAAGAGAUUCAUUCAACACAUCGUGUGAAGCCUCAUGUUUGCACUACAUGUGGAAAGGGCUUUGCUCAACGUGAAAACUUAAAAAAACAUUGUGCCAUUCACACUGGAGUGAAACCGCAUCAGUGCUCUGACUGUGGGAGGAGUUUCCGUCGGCUUGAUCAUUUAACUCUGCACCAGAAAGAAGCACAUGGAGAGAGGCUAUUCCCUUGCUUUGUUUGCAAACAGCGUUUCGUUUCAAAUCUUAGGCUGAUAGUUCAUCAGAAAAAGCAUACAAGGCCUUACCACUGCUCCCUAUGUGACGAGAGAUAUGCCGAAAAGGGGACUUUAAAAGUCCAUCUGCGUGUACACACUGGAGAGAAGCCACACCUUUGCUGCCAGUGUGGGAAAUGUUUCUCUGUUAAACGACAACUUAAAUUACACCUCUUGGUACAUUCAGGUGAAAAGUCUUAUAAAUGUUCUCACUGUGAAAGGAGUUUCGCUAAUAGACCUAUCCUGAAAAGACACAUACGAACCCACACGGGAGAGAAACCGUACCACUGCUCUGAAUGUGGGAGGAGUUUCGCCAAUGGGGAUUCACACACAAAACAUCUGCGAACCCACACUGGAGAGAAGCCGUACUGUUGCUCUCUGUGCGGGAAACGUUUCUCCGUUAAACAACAUCUUAAAGUACACCUCUUGGUACAUUCAGGUGAGAAGCCUCAUACCUGUUCUCACUGUGAGAGGGGUUUCACUACCACAUCUAACCUGAAAAGACACCUGCAAACCCACACUGGAGAGAAACCGUUCAAAUGCCUUGACUGUGGGAAGGGGUUUCCUCGCUCGGCAACCCUCAGAAACCACCAGCGUAUCCACAGGAGGGUCACCGAGGACCAAGAUCCCAAAGCACAAAUAGCUGCACCCAAGAACUCUACAUAGUAGCUUCACCACAACUGUCUGUCGGGUGCCGAGAACUCUAUAUAGUAGCUUCACCACAACUGUCUGUCGUGUGCCGAGAACUCUAUAUAGUAGCUUCACCACAACUGUCUGUCGUGUGCCGAGAACUCUAUAUAGUAGCUUCACCACAACUGUCUGUCGUGUGCCGAGAACUCUAUAUAGUAGCUUCACCACAACUGUCUGUCGUGUGCCGAGAACUCUAUAUAGUAGCUUCACCACAACUGUCUGUCGUGUGCCGAGAACUCUAUAUAGUAGCUUCACCACAACUGUCUGUCGUGUGCCGAGAACUCUAUAUAGUAGCUUCACCACAACUGUCUGUCGUGUGCCGAGAACUCUAU
Messenger RNA from Oncorhynchus nerka (sockeye salmon), 2446 nucleotides. RefSeq names its product gastrula zinc finger protein XlCGF57.1-like. Gene Ontology annotation, molecular function: DNA-binding transcription repressor activity, RNA polymerase II-specific; RNA polymerase II cis-regulatory region sequence-specific DNA binding. Gene Ontology annotation, cellular component: nucleoplasm. The transcript has 2 exons. Lineage: Eukaryota; Metazoa; Chordata; Actinopteri; Salmoniformes; Salmonidae. The coding region runs from base 342 to 2090 and encodes 582 amino acids. The record is from RefSeq and is a predicted model, not a curated record. Gene Ontology annotation, biological process: regulation of transcription by RNA polymerase II.